AUGGAGAUAUUUCUUCAGGUUUACUACACUAAUCUCACAAAAUUAUUUUGUUGGAUAGUGCAAUAUGAUGGGAAAAAAAACCACGGAUUGCAAAAGGCCUUGCAACUUGCAGCUUUUGAUAGCAGCUCGCAAUUUAGCACAAUGGAUGCAGUGGAAUCACCACCUACCAAUUUUGAGACCAAUACUUUCACAAAUCCUUGUCAAGAAAUUGCUUCUGUAUGUAGUGGCGUUGUAGGAUACCAAGAGGAAAAUCCGGCAGCUUACAAGUGUUGUGUUCUCCUUCUUAUUUCCCUUGAUAUCAUGUGA
Messenger RNA from Lathyrus sativus (Indian pea), 306 nucleotides. The record is from the annotation of a GenBank genome assembly. Lineage: Eukaryota; Viridiplantae; Streptophyta; Magnoliopsida; Fabales; Fabaceae.